AAUACUAGUUGAAAGUCGUGUAAUUUAGGCGAAAAGCAUGUUAUCAGAAGGCAUGUGUAGCGACAUAACUAUGAAACAUCAAUUUAACUUACAAACUGGUUGUUUCUAGCAUGUUCAAGACAGAUGGCAAAUGGAUUUUUUUAUUGGUAGCAUGUAUAAGCAUUGCUUCUGCUUGGCGUGGUGUGAAAGAUCCAUGGCCUGAAGAUGAUGAUUUUGGAAUGGAAAUGAUUCACGAUGCAAGAGAAGAUGCUAUCCGAAGAUGCCAAGAAAACUGCAAAAGGGAGGUAUCGCGAAAACAUGGAAGCAAUUGGGCGGUAUUUUACUAUUCACGGAAGUGUAGUUGUGGCUCAGGAUCCACAGACUCUGACCCUCGGUCUUUCAACCACGACACAGUAUAUGUUCAUGAGGAAAAGCGGGAAGAAUCAUACGCUUAUGAUUCUCCAGGGCCAGUAACAAGGCGAAGAAUAUGCAGAAGACGAGCAGACAGACUUAGGCCUUGUAAACAUCCUUCUGCAGGUGCACGGUGGGAGAGGCAUACCUCUAGAAGAAGGUAUUAUGCUCGAAGGAGGUACUAUUCGCGAAGAAGGAGCCCUGCACGUCGAAGGGCACAUUAUUUUAAUUUGUGAUUUGUUUACUCUUUCUUUGACAUUCGCCUUUAACAAAGAAUCUCUCCAAGAGGUUGAAAUAAGAAGAGCUUUUAAACUGCUAGCAAGACUGCAUGCCCCUAAGAGAAGUUAUUUUUGUACGUUGGCAAGCUAAUUUAUGAUAAUUAAUGCAUACAAUUAUUGUCUUUGAUCGUCUUUACAACCAGGUUCAUGGGAAAAAAAUCCAACUGCUGCCAUGGGUUUUGUUAAGAGUAAUGGCAACAGAUUAUGACAACUGUUUAAAUAUAAAUAGCAAACGGUGUAGAUAUUUUUGUUUUUGACGUAAUUUAACUUGAGCAACUUCUCCCACCAGUCAACUCAAA
Rhopilema esculentum is the source of this 967-nucleotide messenger RNA. RefSeq lists its product as uncharacterized. NCBI's taxonomy places the organism in Eukaryota, Metazoa, Cnidaria, Scyphozoa, Rhizostomeae, Rhizostomatidae. The record is from RefSeq and is a predicted model, not a curated record.